Molecule: messenger RNA, 1021 nt
Organism: Passer montanus (Eurasian tree sparrow)
Lineage: Eukaryota; Metazoa; Chordata; Aves; Passeriformes; Passeridae
Product: SAP30-binding protein-like
Biological process (GO): regulation of DNA-templated transcription
Cellular component (GO): nucleus
Source: RefSeq, a predicted model, not a curated record
AUGGCCCCGGGCAGCGCGGAGCCCCCGCGGUCCCCCCGCCCCGGCCGGACCCACCUGCUGGCGCCGCGGGGCCCGGCGGGGAGGGGCGGGGCUCGGCAGCCGCAGCGCCGCCUCAGCGUCCGGCCGGGGGGCGGGGCCUGGGCAGGGAAGGGGCGGAGCCUGAGCGGCGGCGGCGGCACUGCGGGGCGGGAGUGGGCAGCCCUGGAAGAUGUGGUGGUGAAUUGGAGUGCUCUCUCCUUGCUGGAGGUUUGUGGUGAGGACCUGGACCUGGAGAGGGACAGCGAGGAUGGCACGGGGGAGAUGGCACGGGGUGGCACAGGGGAGAGAGGCCUGGUGUCAGCCGGGCAUGGAGAAGGUGACUCUACCCACCUGGAGCAGGAUGAGGAAGGGUACAGAGAGGAGGAUGACGGCAACAGCAGGCACUCAGAAAAUGAUGAUUUACAGACUGAAAAACCCAAGGCUGGUGACCUAAAGGAAUUCCAAGAAGUGGAGGAAAGAGAUCCUCAGGAACCAGUUGCUUCUUUUUCAGAGAGAGUGUGGAACACAUCUCCAGAUGAGAUCAAAAUCCCUCCUGAGCCUCCUGGCAGAUGUUCUAACCAACUGCAGGAUAAAACUAAAAAGCUGUAUGAGAGCAAAAUAAAAGAGGGCAUGGAUAUGAACUACAGCAUCCAGAACAAAAAGGAAUUUCGCAACCCCAGCAUCCAUGAAAAGCUGAUCCAGUUUUGUUCCAUUGAUGAAAUUGGUACAAAUUACCCAAAGAACAUGUUUGAUCCUCAUAGCUGGUCAGAGGAUUCACAUUAUGAGGCACUAGCUAAAGCCCAGAAGACUGAGAUGGACAAAGUGAAGAAGGCCAAGAAAGAACGUACAAAGGUUGAAUUUGUGACUGGCACUAAAAAGGGUACAACAAGAAGCGCUGGUUCCACAACCACCACAACAUCCAGCACCACUGUGGGAGAUGCCCAGAAGAAGGGGAGGAGGAGCAAGUGACACGUGUUGAGGAAGGGUCUCAAAGAAUGACUCA